AUAGUUAAUAUGUCUCCACAGUUGAAAAGGUCGUUUCAUACUGUAUUUUCCUAACCAAUACAGUCUAUGGCUUUUAAAAAGGUAAAGUCGAUGAGUAGUUUUUGACUUUCCAGUUGCCGUAGUUCUCAUUUGCAUACAUAUUUCGAACCAGUAGUUGCACUAGGAGCUAGUCAUAUCGGGUUCAACAAGCUUGUCAAAUUACUAUAUAUAUUCAUUUGUUGAGUAGUUAGUCAUUGACUUAAUUAACUCCCUAUAUAUUCACCAUUAACCACCUGAAUCCAGAUCUUGAAUCUCUCCAUUUCUCAAAGUGACUGAAGCAGGUUACGAAAUCAAGAUCUCAUGUUUGAUGUUCACCUAACAUGUUCACCAUAUCGCUUCUUACUGCCUAGUUACUACUACCUUGCUGAAGUCCUUUGGUUUUAGGUGCUAACCUUGUGCCCUUGGGUCAACAAAGGAGAACUAACUACUAGUAUUUCAACCACCAUUCGCUAUGUACUUAAUGUCGCGUAUACUUUACUAACAUUUCAGCUCCGCUUCUAUUUCACUUGGUGUAUUUGUACGCUGUUAGUUAAAUUUUGACAAAUCCACGUGUUUCAUGGUAUGCCUGUCAUGUACACAUUCCUCAGAAGUAUUAGUUGUCGUUUUUAUUCCUAAGGACUUGCUUUGUUCAGCCUUGUUUUAUUGCUUAAUUUUAGCAUGAAUACAGUUUUUAACGUCGAUGUUUGCAUGUAGACACUUUUCUGUGUGGUUUACAUAAAUCGCUAGUCUUGUUGAAGUGAUUGGUGCACUUCAGUGUUAUCGUUGAGAAACUGUAAGACAGUCAAUCGUUGGAUAGAUUAAAAAUAACGUCAAUAAAGAACAAAGUGGCCCCUUAUAUUUUCCCGAUAUAAUACAGUCAGCUACAACGUAGGACCAGGCACAUAUGUGCUUCGGUCCAGGUUGCCAUACCGCAUCAGCACAAUAAGAUGAACACCGGAUUCAUAGCAGUGGUUAGGUCAAAGGUAGUAAUAUGUAAGAGAAAGAUUACAUAUAGAGAUAUAGUACAAGAAGAAAGAAUUGGUUCGUAGAAAGAAAGAUAUGAGGCGAUUUUAAUCUCUUAGUUUAAGGGAAGACAGGGAGUGUACACACCGACGCCAUUGUGAUCGAUUCUGAGCCAUGUCACCAAGAGUCUCCAACCAUUGGUCACGAUAGUCACACGGACCCCAACCAAGUAGUCUGCAUCUACCAACAUGGCUCAGACUAGAAGUUAGUGACUUCAAGCACUAAUGCCACGUUUUGGUUUCGCCGCCCUUAACUUUCUUCCAACCAUUUCCAAUACCGGAUAGCAUUGCACGUCGUGGUAAUCGGUGUUCAGGCAUACGUAAUACGUGGCCCAACCAUCUCAGUCGAUGAAGAUUCAUAACCUCAUCAACUGAUUUACCAUCAUUUCCUAAUACCCUGCGUCUAACCUCACUAUUACUUACCCGGUGAUCCCAACAGACGCCAGCAAUAUUUCUGAGGCAUCUGUGGUCAAAUACUAAUAGCUUACGAGUGUCUUCUACCCUUAAUGACCAUGUUUCGCUGCCGUAAAUUAAAACAGAACGGACUGCCGCGCAGUAUACUCGUCCUUUUAUUGAUAGACGGAUAUCUCGCCUUCGCCAUAGGUGACGCAAGUUGGCAAAAGCCAAUCGAGCUUUUCGAAUCCGUGCUGAGAUUUCGUCCGAUACCAGCCCAUUAGGGCUGAUCAGACUUCCAAGAUAAGUGAAGUUGUCAACGCGUUCGACUACUUCACUCCCUAUCCUCAGUUCAGGUGUCCUGAAGCAACAACUUGCAUUUAGAGGGAGAGAAGCGCAUCCCAAACAUUCUGGCAUUGUUGCUUAGUGCUGCCAGAAGACUCUGCAUUUUGUCAGCGUCUUCACCAAACAGGACUAUGUCAUCUGCGUAUUCUAAGUCGAUAAGUGGACCUCCUGGAAGGAGAUCAAUACCCGAGAAUUCAGUCGACGAGAGUGUUAUUUCCAUCAGUAGAUCUAUGAUGAAGUUAAAAACGGGGAAAGUGGACAGCCUUGACGGACACCACUUGAGGUUGCAAAAGUAGAUGACAGUUCGCCAUAAGCUCUGACUCGACUAGUAGUGUUCGAGUAAAGAGCCUUUACAAGGUUUAUGUACUUCUGGGGUACGCCUUUCAAUGACACACAGUGCCACAGAAUCUCGCGGUCUACCCGAUAUAAUACAAACUUCCAUUGUUGAUGGCGGCCCUAACACUAACUGCAAGUUAGUAAAAGAUGCGUUCUUUUGAACUGGGUUUUUAACUAGUACUAGUAAAUCGAAAACUAUUACAAACGUUUUCAAAACUGAUGUUCAUGUUUUCAAUCAAAAUAGCCUAUCAUACUGAAUGCAAUGGUUUUCGCGAACUUUGAAACCCUUGGUGGGACUACGUGUAUACCGUCUUUUGUAUGUGUCCGGUUUGUAACCACUGAGUAAGGGGCUCAGACCCCAUUCUACUUAUAGUAGUUAUAGUUGUACUUGUUUCAGCAAACUGUUGGGAUUGCAAGUAGGACGCAGUAUAAGUAUUGGUAAUACCUGAGUGCUUGCAUCAAAACAGGUUAGAGGCUGUCUCAGUUAGUAUUUUUUGGCAGUAGCUAGAUUGGUCUAACCACGUCACAAUAUUUGUUCUUGGAGCUUCUGUAAGGCUCAUUGUCCCCCAGUCGUGAAUUGGGAUGAAAAGAUAUCGCGUUGUGGAGUGAAGAAUAUUGGUUUUGUUAGUCCCUUAUGGUUUCCUACUGCUUUCUGGGAAGUCGUAAUAGCUGUGCGACUUGGUAAUAAUAAUCUAGUUGGAAUUAGUUAGAUUUCAUUCGCUGAGAAUAUUUCAAAUAUAAUUUUCACAUAUAAUGAAUAAUCUAGUUCUGUUUCUAAAUAUGGAGUCCCUUCAGGUAGGGGUUGGUGUUACUACCUAAGUGCCUAGAUCGAAGUUUGGGGAGUGGAGUGUUUUAAUCACCAAGUCAAAUUCAGAUGAAACUUCAGUCUAUAAGAAAUCAAAGGGAGAAAUGCUUGUAUCCCGAAGCACGUCCGCAGAAAAAAAUUAUAAAAAUCAAUAACGUCUUUGUAAAUGAUAACAUCAAGAAGUAAGAGAAUUUACCGAAAGUGACUAAGUUAUUCUAGGACUUGGUUAGCUUUAUAACACAACCAUGCUCUUCACUAAGAACUACUUCACUUCGUGAGGAAUGCAGUAAGAACUAGAGUAUCAUCGCGAGUGAUUUCUAUGUACGACCUUAAUUCCUCCCAAAAUGUGGAGGAUCAAUAGCGGCAUAUAUAAUAGAUUCCUCAUAAAACAUUAUCCUGGUCGUAGUUAUCUCGUAGUGGUGAUCGGAUUCAGAUGUCGUAAUGAUCCGGUUGAGUUGUAUUGGCCGUAAAACUUGUAGUGUUCAUCAUGUCUGUUCAAAAUAUUGUGAUGAACUAGCCACUUUUGGAUUUGUCGGCAUCCAGUAUCAUAAUUCUAAAACAGUGAGCGUUGCAGGCGUUAGAACAAAAAUUGAUGUGAUGAAGCCAGUGAGAUUAGUAUUUUGAAAUGGUCAUGCUUCGGAUCAUUAUCUUCGACUUUCUAAGCAUGUUUAUUACCUAAACAGCCACAUUCGUGUGUUUGAUCGUUUAAAUACCUAAAAAUUUCGGCUCAGGAUAACCAAGUCUCACAGUCAUAGACAAAAAACUCGCACCAUAUCAAUGUACAUCUUUCAGUUUAUGACCCAAAUAGUAUCACUGUUCCUUUGACAGAGAUCAGCAGAAGAAAAAGCAAUGGAUUACUACUUGAGAUACUUAAGGAGUUGGAGACACGUAUACAAAGUAAAAUGAUACAGUGACGUAUGUAAGCAGGAAAAGUUGAUGUAUUUGAACCAUUUUGACUGGUUUCGAGCUAUAUGAUCUCUAUUUAUAACAUGUAUCAGUAAAAUCAGUCAACUAAGGUUCACUUUAUACUAUCUGCUGAACAUUAGGAUUGUUUGGUCAGUGGCUCACUCAAUUGAAGUGUAUGCUUCAGUUUCUUGUUAGCAUCCUCAUGCCUUUUACUUUCAGUAGUGUCACAAUCGUAGGUAAUAACUACUUGUUGAGCAGGAUACUCACCGUUUAAUAAGUGUUUGGCUACACUGUCCUAGCCAUAUUUUUUAAUUUGAGCUAAGCAAAGUAGUUCAUGUUUGUCUGCCAUCAGCCUGAUAGGGUUAAUAUGCCUCCCAAAGAAUCUAAUCGACAGACCCAGCUAUUUUCUUUCUUGAAACAGCAAUAACAUGGACCAGUCUUGAAACAUUUCUCAUCUGGGCAUACAUGACAUAAAUUCAUACAGCUCUAAUGAAAUGAUAUGAGGAAGGUGUAACAGCUGAAAAGAAUAUAAGGAUUGUAAAACAUUGAAGAAACAAAAUUAAUGAAAACAGGAGAAUUUUCCUAUAACGUUAACUUAAGAGAAUAAAACGACCCGCGUUAUAUAGCCACUAUCGACUUUGGUUUCUGGUCCUAUCUAUUCUUUUAAAUUACCGUCAUAUGGCGUAGGCGAGGUAUUCGCCUGCGAACUAAUGGACGAGUACGCUGCUCAGCAGUUCGCUCUAUCUUACUUUAUGUACCUAGCCUGUCGUAUGCCCUGAUGGUGUUCUCGUAACUUUCGGGUUGCCUGAUCUACCAAGGGCUAUGGGACAGUGCAUGAUGCUAUUGUUGUGUGCUAGGUUCAAAGAGAAUUGUAUGCUAUAUGCAUGCAAAUCUGCCCCGUUAUUGUUGAAAAAAGCCCCCAGAUGCCCUGGCAUGGUCGAGAGUGAGGUGGGCUCGCCCUCUCGAAAUGCUCUCACACGGCCACGCGCAUACAGCCUCUGCCAGGGAAAUCCUACUCACUGCCUUCUCGCAACACGGAUGUUGUUGUCUUUUCUUAGACCCUAAUUAUUUUGUGAAUUUCUGUUAUUCCGCUAAUCCAAAUUUCCUUCUCUAAUUUUAUCUUCGAUGCCUAAUUCUUUCUACCAUCACUAAUGCCGUUGUUAUUUGAAGUACUCUGGGAGUUGCCCUAACAGUUUCAUCUCGCUAUACUAAUAGAGUGUAGGGUGUGCAUAAUUGACUGGCUGACCUGUACUUCUGACGUCUAACAUUAAUUUUUAGAUAUAUUCCCACCUUUAGAAACAGGAUGAUAAAAUACCUCAGGAAAAUAAAAUAGUACCUUUACAAGGUUAUUGGAGUUUGAAUGUUCUCAACGUGAUACUACCCUUGUAAUAGUGUGUAUCAAGCUCUUGAUAGUUUCCUAAGACCCUAAUUCCUUGGUUCUUGGUUUCGAUUGAAUUGUAUCAGUGAUUAUAAUCUCUGUUGUGAUUGACAUCAUUCUUUCACUUAUGCCCCUUAGAAUACAUUUUUUAGGAGGAAGUAUGUGUAUACUAAUUUAUUAAAAAUUACUGGUGAGUGCAUCAUAUUCCAAUAAUUUCACUUAUUUAAUUUCCUGUUCUCCUGAUUUUGCUCCAGGGUACAGUGGGAUGAACGGCGAUAUUUCUCGCAUCCCCAUUCAGUCUCUGAGUGCCGUAGUUAGUCUAACAGAUAUAAUUCCUGAACUCCCGUUACCUGCUCCACUACAUGCUGGAUCCAGUGUGGAAACGUUGUUGCAUGAUUCUAGAAUAUCAAUAGAUGCCUUUCAGUGUCUUCGUUUUGGUCAUGACCGACUCGUGGGCUGCCUCAGUGAAGCCCUUGGGAGUGUAUGUACCAAUAACAUGUAAGCGUUUUCUCAAUAAUUUGUAUAUACCUUUAGCGAUUUCAAGGAGGGGUUUGCUAGUGACAUAAUUGAUCCCCAUUUACUACCUGAACCCCUUGUCAGCUCUUUGAAAAAGCUACCAAAUUUCGAACAAAAACGAGGAUUUUAUGGUCUUUCUUAUGAAUCUUUCAAUCCAGUUAAUAGUGUUUCUAGUGCGUAUAAAGUACAACCUGGUUCAUGGUGUUCAUCUCUGGAUCAACCACUAUCUUCUGAACUUCAUUAUCCAAAUUCAUUUGAAGAACCAAUCGAAUCUCCCAGUAAAAAGAAGAAAAAGCGGAAAAAGAAGAAACACAAGUACUGUGAUGAUGGCGAUACGAGUGGAACAGGAGGCGAAUCAAAUGCCACUACUCCAGCAGCCUGUGGUGGUACAACUCCAAAUAAACUUGAGGAUAAUUCAUUGUCUCCCACUUCAACAUAUGGUAUUGUAAAAGUCAAUGCAGAUACUAAAAAACUAUCAUUAAAAAUUUUCAAACGGCCUGCGAACGAUGGCUCUCAGCCUGUUUUUAUGGUUGAGCAACUAGGUAGUGUUGAGCCAGUUAAAAAAGAGAAAAAAAAGAAGCGGAAUAGAGAAAAGGAUCGUGAGCAUCGAUCUCAUCACGAAGUUCGAUCAAAGUUGGAUUCUCACUCUUCUCCAGCGGAAAUUCACGUUCAACAUAAUGAGUUAUCUAUUGAUCUACCAGUACAAACACAUAAUACUCCUACUUCAAAUAGCCCCUUGAGUACGGUAACGCCUAACGAAAACUGUAAAAGCUCCGAACUUAUCCCUUCGACUUUUGCUGAGAGUUGUCAGUUGUCCAUGAAAGAUCCUUCCCAACUUGACCUUUCGCUCAUAGCGAGCGAGGGUUUAUUUGAAAAUUUGAAUUCAAUGAAUAAUUUGUAUCAACAACCCCAGUCUGUAUCUACAUCCAGUCUUCCCAGUACUCCAACUUCUAUGUCUGGUAACGGAAUGGUAAUAACCUCAAGUAAUUGUGCUCCUACAUGUACGUAUAGUUUUGAUACUAACCAAACAAAUGUGUUCACAACUAAAUCGAAUAUGUUCUAUGAGUUGUUGCGUAGUAAUGAUCCUACUAUGACCCUGAAACAUGUUGCAGACGGUUUACCUAGUGAUUUUGUAACAUCUAAUUCAUCUGUUUGUACAGCCAACCCUAAUACCUUGGGUUCUGUAUGCAACAUGAUGGACUUUGCUUCUAGCUUCCUUCAAAACGAAAUGCUUUCAUCCAAUUCCUCUUGUAUUAAUUUUCCACUUGGAACUGCUUCUCUAGCUACUUGUGAUAGCUCCACUGUCCAAAGGACUGGCUUUCCUGUACAGCCAUCUACUACCACUACUUCUUCCUUUUUGGUUCCUUCGCAUUUGAUUGAUUCUAGUCAUUCAUCUGUUGUUACUGCUGCAGACUCCACGUUUGAUGUUUUGGGCGGUAUACUCAAUUCUUCUGGUUAUGCAUCUGUUACAGACGUUAGUCCUGCUGCAUUUGCUGCCAAUUUCGACAUGUCUGGCUUGCCUCCAGAUUCCAGUACUCACCAUGUCCCCAUGGGGCUCGCUAGUUAUUUGUCUGCUCCUAAUCAAGUUACUAACACUCAAAUUCUCAAUGACUAUCGUACCCAGAAUCAACCUGCUCGUGCUGAUUCGAAUUUGUUAUCAACAAUUACAAGUACUCCUCAACCGUGGUGGAAACGAAAGAGCAAUUCCGUGUUAAGAAGACGUAAACGCCGGAAAAAUGAACUUGAAGAUUUACAGUCUUGGACAGUCAAUUAUCCGGUUAGUGGACCGGGCUUAUCAAAAUCUGCCUCUGAACGCAACAAAGGUCCUGAUGAAAGAACUUGGGAUGAUGCAAUCGGUUCUUAUAGUCAAGUUCUUGGUGAACGUGUUAAAAGACGAAAACGAAUGGUUAGACAGGGAGGGAAUUUAGAUUCAGAUUUUGUCUUUGAGCAUGAUAAAGACUAUCCAAAUGAGGGAGAUAGUGAUCGUGGUAGCAAUGAACCUAACGGUACAAUUGACCUUACAAACGAUUCCACCGGAACCAGCGAAACUGCCUACAAUGUACGCGAAAUGCGUUCAGGGGUUGCAAAUCGUUCGUAUGCUGGUAUGGACGAGGAAGACGAGGAAGCGUCGGCAAGUCAAACAGGAUGCUCAAAUGGCUCUUCAAGUGCUAGAAGACGAAAGAGACUGGAUGAUGAUGAACCUUUUGAAGUUCGGCUGAAGGAACCCGUUGAAGCACGUUUCCCGCAUAUACGUAAAGCAGGAGAGUCCACACGUAAACGACGUGAGCGCGUAAAUUUCGGAAUUACGGCAUCAAAUAAUUUACCCAUCCAACGAAAUAAUUCUAGGGAGCAAAGUGUCGGGGGUGAAACAGGAAGUGUAAAACGAUUUCUCAACAAAUUGUCAACUGUUCUAGAAUCUAUUGAGGAAACAGACUUUUUGAGAAGCCUUGGUAGCGUACCGAACAGUGAUGAUCAACUUCGAAAAUCUAAUUGUGACGAUGUGAUUUCUUAUCUUGAUAAAGAGAGCUUAUCAACUGAGACUAUAAUAUCGGCUGAAGACUUGGCAGAAUUUUGUCGUGAUGCUGCUAAGUUAAACUCAAUAGGUGUUGCUAAUCAAAUUCCUACUGGUCAAUUACUUAACUUCCUUACAUUGUUGUUGCUCAACAUACGAGAUGGUGCGAAUGUGAUUGCCGUAUUGAGACCUGAAGAAGAAGCUGACUCACACGAAAGCAAACUAUGGAAAGAGGUGGCAAUGGAGCGAGUAAUGCGGAGUAUGAAUUCCGGUCUAACUGCGCUAUUAUUAAUGACUUCGAAGGAUAUGCCCAGAGAAGUUUAUGUUGAAGAUGUUAUAGAGCGUACAGUGUAUAGUGUCAGGUUUCAAUUAUUCAAUUGCAUUUUCCCGGAAUUCGAUCCUGCUUAUCGUGUUGAAAAUACAGCUAAAGAAAAUCAAAGCAGUAUAAAAUCUAGACGUGCUCGUGAACGCGAUGCUCAAAAACCAAAGUCCAUAAUUCAUCUGUACCACAAGCUAGUGGAAAUUGUUUCCAAUUUAUCUAAGUUAGUAAAAAUCCAAAGGCUGACAGACAGCUUGGUCCUUACCUUAUCUAGUGUUGGUGUCUCUGUAUUCUUUGUUGAAAAUGUUAGUGAGCUGCAACUUGCUGCUUUGGAACUCGUCACUGCUAUAUUCGCCCAAUAUGAAACUCAUAGGAAGCUAAUAAUGGAGGAAAUACUGGCUAGCUUAUCCCGUCUUCCAUCAAGCAAGAAGAAUUUACGUUCUUAUCGAUUAAAUAGUGAAGAUAGCAUUCAAAUGCUUACAGCAUUAGCACUUUUGUUGGUUCAGUCGGUUAUAAGUCUUCCUGACCCAUCACCUCUCAACUCAGAACAAAAUACUGUUUUCUAUCAGAGCUCAAAUGUCUCUGUGUCCACUGAUGGAGGAUUAGUUCAAAAAGCAGAUGAUGAAGUGACAAUUAUUAAUUCUUAUCAUAAUGCUCUUCGUACAGCCCAUACUUUUCUGUUGGUUUUCCUACGCAAAUCAACAAUGAAGGGUGAAGAUGAUUACCGAAUUAUUUUUGAAAAUUUCGUAAAUGACCUUCUUUUAGCUGUUAAUAAACCGGAGUGGCCAGCAUCAGAGGUUAUGCUUAGUCUUCUUGGUAGCUUGUUAGUACAGCAGUUCAAUAACAAAGCACUUGAUCAAAGUGUUCGGGUUGCUAGUGUUGAUUACUUGGGAACAGUUGCAUCCACAUUACGUCGUGAUGCAGUAACUAGCCAAUUGAAGGAACAUGAUAUUGAUGCUGUCAUCCGUGAUCUCUUGGAAGGUAAUCAAUCAGAUGAAGAUGAAGAAGAUUCUGAAGAAGAGUUAGAUACAAAAACUGAUGACAUAAAAGAAAUAAAUGGCGAUCGUGAAUCUAGCUCAGAAGUAGAUAGAAAUAAAUCAGAGUCUGAUAUUCAUUCAGUUGGUUCUGCUUCCACUACUGAAACACCAAUACGCCAUAAUGAGAAUGGCUAUAGUUCGACAAACACUAAGUCUGUAGUCAAAGUAAUUGACACCAAAAUUUCUAAAGACAAAGUCAUCAAAAAUAAAAAAUCAGGAAAUAAAGACAAAUAUACAGAUCCUAUUUCCCAGUUGGAUCGAGUCCAGGCACUACGUGACGCUAUUUUAGACUAUCUUGCAGCAGAAGAGGCGAGUCCUACGGCAGUUUAUGCUCGUAAAUUUUACCUGGCUCAGUGGCUUAAUGAUUGUACAAAGGAAACAGAACGUGCUCAACGAAGUGCAGUACAGAAGAAAAACCAGAAUGCUGUUUUAAAUGGCAGUGGUGAAACUGUAUGUGCUUCCAAAGGUUUUUCUGAAGCAGAUCAGGCACUAAUCCUUGCGGUAGCUGAAAGAAGAAGACAACACAUUCUGUCAAAAGUACGUGAAGCUCCACAAUCUUGGCGACAACGUAGAUGUUUAUGGAGCAAUUCAUUGCCACCUAAUGAGAAAACAAAGCAGUCUGCAAAUACCUGUAUUUCUGAUUCAAGUCAGGAAACGACGCUCAUUUUCCAGGGUACUUUGGACUAUGAAGACUGCUGCUUAGUUUGUCGUUAUCUCGCUAGUCUUCGACCAUUUUCUCAAAGUUUUGAUGUUUAUUUGUCCCAAAUAUGUAAAUUAUUGAGUGAAUCGUCGGUUGCCGUGCGCACUAAAGCGUUAAGAUGUUUAUCAGCAGUGGUGGAGGCCGACCCAAAUGUUUUAGCUCGCGUAGAUAUUGAGCGGGCUGUACAUUCUCGUCUUCUUGAUACAUCGACUUCAGUUCGUGAAGCUGCUGUAGAUCUACUUGGUCGAUUUUUAAGUUGCAGACCAGAGUUGACUGCACAGUAUUAUCCAAUGUUGGCCGAACGAAUACGGGAUAAGGGAGUAAGUGUCCGCAAACGCGUCAUUCGAAUCCUUCGUGACAUUUGUCUUGAGCAGCCAGAUUUUCCAAGAGUUGCUGAAAUUUGUGUAAAAAUGAUUAGACGUGUUAACGAUGAAGAAGGAAUCAAGAAACUUGUUCAUGAGGUCUUUCAAGCAAUGUGGUUUACUCCUGUACGUGAAAGAGAAACAGUGAAGCUACUUCGAAAGGUCAUGAAUAUCACAGAUGUCGUUGGCGCUUGCAAAGACACAGGUUAUGAAUGGUUUGAACAAUUUUUACGAACUCUUUUAAAGAAAGAAGAAACUGAAAAAAUCAAACCAGUUGAAAAAGCAUGCAAACAAAUAGCUGACUGUUUGGUUCAGAAUAUUAUGCGACUAGAAGAAAUUUCAAGUCAAAGCAAUCAGAGAUUAGUAGCGUGCUUGGCAACACUUCAUUUAUUAACAAAAAUCAGACCAGAAUUAAUGGUUCAGUAUACAAUGGUACUACAACCCUAUUUGUCCAUUCGUUGUAAUGAAGCAUCAGAUGCCCAUGUGUUGCAUUAUGUUGCUAGAAUUCUAGAAGCCACGUUGCCUUUGAUGGAACAUCCUAGUGAGACAUUAGUUGCACAACUUGAAGAGGAUAUGGUUCGUCUAACUCUUCGACAUGGAAAAAUGGUACUUGAGUCAUGUGUUGCUUGUUUAGGUGCAGUUGUCAAUCGUGUUUCGAAAAACUAUUCUCUAGCUAGAGAUUGUUUCACUCGGUUUUUCAAUGCUCUUCAAAAAUUUCGUAGUGAAUUGUCCAAUGAUUCUGAACGCAAAAUAUCCCCAACUAUUCGCCCUUCUAUUCUUAGAGCUCUGUUUACUGUCGGUUUACUUUGCAAACACUUUGAUGCGGAUGUAUUUCGAUCAAGCAAAAACGCGAAUAUUCGUGAUCAGGUAUUUGAAACACUUAUGUUUUUCACAGAACAAGUUAAAUCAGACAUCGAAAUGCGUAAGAAAGCUUUAUCAGGAUUAGGUUUUUUGUGUACUCGUCAUCACGAACUACUUUGCGGUCCUCGUCUUUGUAAAUUUUACCAUGAUCUUUUACAAGCUCCUUGUGAUGAGGCAAAACCUAAAUCAUCUGACCAUCACUUAGAAUUAAAGUGUAUUGUUCUGGAAAAUUUGUUAAACUUUUUUCUUGAGGAAGAAAAACGCAUGCUAGAAGCGGAUGCAAAAUGGAAGGCUAGUCAACAUCAAGAAUCAUUAAAAGAAAUGGGCGAUAUCGCUUCAGGUAUGGGUAGUUCAGUUGCGCAAAUGUAUCUCAAAGAUAUACUAGAAUCAUUUUUUUCGCCAUUUUUUACGGUGAGACUUACUGCCCUUUCUGUCAUAACUACAAUUCUUCGUCAAGGUCUUGUUCAUCCAGUCCAAACUGUACCCUACUUGAUAGCUAUGCAGUCCGAUAUUGAUCCAAAUAUUCGUAUUAAAGCUGAUGCUCAACUCCAGGAAAUAGACACCAAAUUUCCAGGUUUUCUGACAAUGCGAGCUGCACAAGGUGUCAACUUAUCAUAUCGCCUUCAGCUUGUUUUAUAUAAUGAGUUACGUGAAAAACUGAAGGGUACUUCUGAGGGACCUUCUCUUCAGCAAAUAGGUUCACCUGAAUCUUCAAAUUUUCACAAGUCAACUCAUUCUAUUAAUGCUACUCGUCGAACUACCCGUAAUAGAUCUGAGGUUGAUUGUUUGGGCUCAGAUGAUAAUCUUAAGUGUUCACCAUCUACAAAUGUUUUCGAAUCUCAGUCACUUCUCAAUAUUCCAGAAGAUUCUUUUGGUGCUAUUCGCGGUACUAGAGAUCCUUUCAGUGAAGUUCCUUCUGCUAUGAAUUCGCAUCUAUAUUCGAUGCUUAGAAACAAUAAAAGUCAACGCCGUUCUCUACUUAAUGGCCUAAUAUCAUUAUUCGAUGACUCACAGAAGGUUCCUCUCAGUCAGUUGGUAUAUGUUGCUGAUAAUCUGGCUCAUUUUCCUUAUCAAUCGCAAGAGGAACCUCUGUUUGUUGUGCAUCAUAUAGACUUGAUGGUUAGUAUGGCUGGUUCGGGAGUUUUGAAAAAUGUUCGUGAGGCACUUUUUCCAGAACUAAAAGCAGCUCUAGAGGCUGUUGUUGCUGCCCAACUUGAGACAGAUGCGAAAAACCGUGCACAAAUGGAGCUGCAAUUGAGUGCUGAACUUCAGGCCCAACAAGUUGCCUCAGCUGAUGCAAUUAGUAGAGGUGAUCAUGAAACAGCUGGAUUGAUUGCCGAUCAAAUUCAACACACUAUUCAAAGAAUAAACAGUUUAAAUUCCUCCGAUCCUUCUAUUAUGUCCAGUAACGCAUCUCUGUCUGAAUUCCCUUCUGGGGCUCUCAUUGGAACAGAGGGUGUUUCUCGAGUUGAUUUGGGUCCUUUCGAAAUAGAAGAGGAAGAGGAUCCGAUUGCGUUAUUUGAUAGAUUGUCUAAGACUCGCCAAACAUCUUUACCAAUAGUUCGCGACGCAAUCCGUACCAGUCGCGCUUGUGUUUUAUUGUUGACACUCAAACAAUUUCUAAAAGAAUCUUAUUCGAUCACUGACGGUAAAAUCCAACGUUACUCACCUUCUGAUUCAGCCAAAUUAUGGGAGAAGCCGUUAACACGACGUGUCGGUGUUCAUUUUCAUCCAAUACCUUGUUUAAAAGCUUCCGGAAUAGAGAUCAAUAAGUCUGAUUCGCAUAUCCUAUGCAAUUCGCAAUCAUCAGUUAGAACAGAUCAUAGUAGUGUGGAGUUGUCCAAUCCUAAUGUCAAGCAAGCAGAUAGUGAAGAAGAAACGAUAAGUGAAAUGCAAUCUCUCAUCCGAGAUUACUUAGACUUCCGGAAGUUAAUUCUUACGAUUGAUCCUCCAGGAGAAGAAGAACUAGGACCUGAUGACUUGAAUACUUCAGUGCAGUCCGGUGGGCCUAUUGUUGAUGAUCGAUUAAAUACAGUUUCAGAUAGUACGCAGUUGAGUAAAGGUCGAUCUAUAAGAACGCUAGUACCGCAAUUGCACAAUAAAUCUUCGGAAGAUGACAAUGAUUCAGAAGAUUCAAAUGUAGGUGGUGCUUCUCGACUUAUGUUGGCACAAUCAGCUCCUACAAAAAAACGAAAACCAGCUCUCAAUCUACGUGGCAAUUCGAAAAAUCCGUUAGGUCGAAAUGCAAAGAAUAAGCGCAAACGUCGAAAACGAUGCAUAAUGGCGACGAGUUCUAGUGGUGAAGAAAGUGAUUCAGCAGACGAAUCUGAACCAUCUGAUCCAGAUUACUGAUCUUACUUAACCUGUUCCCUGAAUUACUAUUUUUUACAACGCUUGGCUGUAAAGAAAUCGAUGUUACUGCGCCAAAUUCGCAAAAUGUGCAUUAUGAUGUGUUUAUAAUACUGAUGUCUUACCUAAAGAAUGGAACAAAAACCAAUAUCAUCAGGUUUCUUAAACAAGUCUGUAUUUGUUGAAUAAUCUACUGACUUAUUUGUCAACUCAUGCCUAAUUUUUGUACUAAAGAUUUUUUUCUUCGAUAGUCAUCCACUCUUCUUUUUCACUCCUAUGGCAGCUUAUCUACUGAUUAUAUUUAAUUGUCUAUAUGGAAGCAAUGUAUGCUUAGAUUUCCGGCUGAAGUUUUAUCGUACUGUUCUAAUGUAAUUACGUAAACCUACUUUGUUUUAAAUUGUAAUAAUGAAAUUGUUCAGAUCUCAUUAAUUACGUCGGAUUAUAUCAUGAAUGAAUUCUUCUUGUUGAAAGUCCAGUCGAUGUACGCUAGAAUCACAUUCCCUAAAAUAAUAAUUCAUCAUUAUUUUCGGGGUCAAUUUUUCCCUACUACUUGAGAAACAUUUGAUAUAUUAUAUCCGAAAGUAUAAUUUAUGUGUUAUUUUUCGCAAUAACUGUUAAAUUGUGACUUCUGUACAUUUAUAUUUCAUAUUAAAGUUUCAUCGACGGCAUGAUUUUCUUUAUUCUCUUUUUACAUAAUCACUAAUUUGUUUGUAACGUUGUCUAUAGUGGUAUGUUGUAGAAAUUUCAAUUUUGUACAUAUUUAUAUAUACAUAUAUGUAUAUGUAUAUUAUUUUCGUAAGAUUUAUAAUAAUUAAUUGUUAGCACCACCUAUUCUAUAAAUAUCAUUGUAUUGUUUUUUUCUUUUCACAAUUUAUCUACCAAUGAAUGGUUUAAUUUGCGUGAGAAACGUUUCAUCAUCCUCACUGACCUGUAUUAAAACACUAUCUUUUUGUAUAUAACAUAUUUCUGUAUGUUCGUUUGCAUUACGCAUUCUCUUACGAAUGACUUAUCUUUCAUGUUUUCCUUUUUUCGUUGUUUUUUGUGUAUACUUUAAUCGUCCACUGAAUAGGUGUGCUCUAUCGACUAGCUAUUAAUAGUCUUUCUUUGUUUUACACAGCAGUAGUGCUGUUAUCUAAUGAAUUUUUCGUUCAACGCUUUAAUUCGUUUGUGUAUAUUUUUUUUCUCAGCACCCAUUAUUCUGAUACUCGUUUGCCUAUUGUGUAUAUGUGUUUGUCUGUGAGACUAAGAGUCUAAUUAAAUUCUAUCUUAAUUUUGCUUUGUUUUCAUGAAUAAUCAUGUUUAAAAUUUAUAAUCAACCAAAAGAAUUGUUUCUUUCAUCGUUAGUUUUAUUUAGUUCCAUUCAUUACUUAGAAGACUUAUUUUGUUCUUAAAGGGGUAAUGAUUUGUUUCUCACGUUUUCGAACUCAAUUACCCUCUUCUUAGUCUUACAUCUGAGAUUUUAAUUUCAAAAGUGUGAGUCAUUUUGGUAUAUAUGAAUCGGCAGUCCUUGAUAAGAUAAGAGAGUUCAAGGUUAUCUUCACAACGCAACUUAAUUGUCAUCUGCUGGGCACUAACCAUUUAAACGGUUCUAUGACUCGUCCGAUUUUUAUUACUAAUUAGUACACAUUCUCUUAUCUCUAAAAAUAUUUUGGGUGUAUGUGGGCAAUCAUCUUUGGAUGUGACAUGUCGUAUUCGAAUGUCCUUGUCCGAUCGUUACAACAAAUUCAAGUCACCCUCUUUGUAAUACGGUUUAGCUUAUACUAUAUAUGUCCUGUCGGUUAUUUUCGAUUGUCAACCAUCCUCAUCGCACCAUUCAUUGUCCAGAGAAUUGACUGAAUUCUACCUGUUUCGCUAUUGUAUUACAAGGGAUCUUCCGAUAAAUUAGUGGGAACUAUAAGAUAUUAAACACUACUACUCCUUCCU
Messenger RNA from Schistosoma bovis, 15782 nucleotides. Lineage: Eukaryota; Metazoa; Platyhelminthes; Trematoda; Strigeidida; Schistosomatidae. The record is from the annotation of a GenBank genome assembly.